AUGCGAAGUAACGUCAUUUGCGGAGACAUCCUCGCAGUCGUUUUCCGUUACAUCUUCUGGAUUCUCUGGUGCAAGGGGGAAGAGUACACCCACGAGGACACCCAGAUUCUGGGGGGCGUAAAUCUUGCUUCCGCCCUCCUCAGCCUCAUGGGGAGCUCGUUCGUGGUGGUGCACUACCUCAUGUUCAGCCGACGCCUGGUCGUCUCCCAAAUUAUCUUCUGGCUGGCCAUCGCCGACUUGAUGGCGUCGUUUGCGAUUGCGCUGAGCCAGAGCUGGCUCUUCGCUGCCUCGGAGUACAGUUGGGCGACGUGCCUCACGCUGCGCAGCUUCAUCGAGUUCUCUGUUGUGGCAUCGUUCUUCUGGUCGUCGUGCAUCGCCUUCUAUCUGUUCUACGCAAUCGUGUGGCACAAGGAUAUGAUGCUUUCCGAGGGAAGCAAAGGCACGAGCGCAGGCAAGAAGUGGAACUGGACGAACGUGUUCAUGAUCGUUGCCCACAUCGUGUGUUGGGGCACGCCUCUGGUGUUUUGUAUUAUUUUGCUGGCCGCGGACUGGUACCAGAAGACCGAGAGCGGAUGGUGUCACCCCAAGGAGCCCUAUCUAUUCAUCUUCUGGGAGCUUCCCAUGAUCAUCUCGUUCUUCGUGAACAUCUUUCUCUAUGGCAUCAUCGCCUUCUAUGUGCAGCGAAGAAGCCGAAAACACCGAGGGACGAAGAACCAUCUAUCCGCAAAGAUCCAGCACCGACUCGCGCUGUUCGUGCUGGUGUACGCCGUGUGCUGGGCGCCGAACGUCGCGUCGCACAUUGAAACCUAUAUUGCUCCGCACUGCUGGCUCUUCUGGCUCGGCCUCAUCCAGAACGCUUUCUCUCCUGCACAAGGGUUCUUGAAUUGCGUUGUGUACGGGCUGUCGAAUCAGGAGGUGUGGUCGCGCUACCGCUGGUGGCAGCACUUGCUCAUGAUCAUCGCGUCGCCCUUCAUCGUGCUUCCCAUCAUCGUGCUGGCCUCUCUCGAAGAAAUCCUCCGCGUGGCCAUCCCAUCGCUCCACGCUCGCCUCUUCCGACGGCAGUACGCCGAAGUCGGCAGUGUCAACUACGCUCGUCGAGCGUACAGCCCGGUGAGCGUAAACGACAGCCUCUCCGACCUCGAGACCACUGACACCUGA
Molecule: messenger RNA, 1158 nt
Organism: Acanthamoeba castellanii str. Neff
Lineage: Eukaryota; Discosea; Longamoebia; Acanthamoebidae
Product: slime mold cyclic amp receptor protein
Exons: 10
Coding region: 1-1158 (385 amino acids)
Biological process (GO): cell surface receptor signaling pathway; adenylate cyclase-activating G protein-coupled receptor signaling pathway
Cellular component (GO): plasma membrane
Molecular function (GO): G protein-coupled receptor activity
Source: RefSeq, a predicted model, not a curated record